AUGUCCGAACAACCUUGGUCGACUGCAUGGAUGUUCAACUAUAAGCUUGAGCAGUUGACGCUGCUUGUCUCACCCAGAUGCACAUGGCCUUCACCGACUCCAAGUGCCAUUAAACCUAAGUCUCUCGCGACUGAUGUUUACUAUCGCCAACGUAAUGGGCGACUAGUCCCAUCAGACAUGCAUUUUUUGACUGAUUCGGUGAACGACCAAUCGGGCAAAUGGACGGAUUAUGGCCAAAACAAUUUAGUGCUCACCGCUGUUUCUCACGAUUUUGACUCUGUGGUGGUCUCCCUUGAGGAGCCUCACAACUUCAAGGAUUUAGCCAUUGGGGGUUUCGACGUGCCCAACAAACCAGAGGACAAUGUCGACGUUUAUCCAUUCGCAAACGGCGAUAUGGGUGAGAAUGAUACGGCGGCAUUCGAUCCGGGUUUCUUCUUCCAUCAUUGUUACAUAGAUUAUAUGUUCUGGAAGUGGCACAACUCUCACAACAAGUCCAAACAGCUGAAUAUCAUACCUGGCCUCGACGGCACAGAGGGACUGAGUCUCGACACUCCCCUGGUUCCAUUCAGCCGAGAGGACAUUACCCCCGGAGAUACGCGGCCGAUGACUUCCAAUGUAGGUUUCACCCACGUUACCAUCGAAGGCAACAAGAUCCAGGCCGAUAUUGGAACAGCACAGUGA
Colletotrichum paranaense is the source of this 681-nucleotide messenger RNA. RefSeq lists its product as uncharacterized. The transcript has a single exon. Bases 1 to 681 code for a protein of 226 amino acids. Gene Ontology annotation, molecular function: oxidoreductase activity. The record is from RefSeq and is a predicted model, not a curated record. NCBI's taxonomy places the organism in Eukaryota, Fungi, Ascomycota, Sordariomycetes, Glomerellales, Glomerellaceae.